CACUUCCGUUUGGAUCCGUAGAUUCGCCGACUUGUAUAAAAGUACAGGAGUCGCUGGUCUAUGAUAUUAUUCGAUUCUUUGCUCCUAAAGCAAACAGAUCAUCUAGAAUGAAAUUCUUCAUCUUGACUUUGGCCGUGGUUGGGUGUGUGGCCGCCGAAUCUGGCUACAACUACAAUGCUCCCCGCCAGGUAGCCGCCCCUGCUCCUGUUUUCCAGCAAGCUGCCUCUGCUCCGGCUCCAGUGAGGACCUACGUGCCCCCAGCUCCAGCCGCCUCUGCCCCAGUGCAGUCGUUUGCCCCUGCCCCAGCUCCAGUAGCUGCUCCUUCUCCCGUUUUCCAGCAGGCCGCCUCUGCACCAGCACCAGCCUGCACUUACGUGCCUCCCGCUCCCCAGGUCCACCACCAUGCCGCUGCCUCAGCUCCAGCUCCCGUUCAGUCCUUUGCUCCUGCUCCGGCUCCCGCUACUUUCGCUGCUCCCGCUCCGGCUCCAGUUUUCCAUGCCGCUGAGUCUGCCCCCGCUCCAGUGAGGACCUAUGCCCCCGUGCAGUCCUUCGCCUCUGCUCCUGCUCCUGCUUUCGAGUCCUCCGGACCGGUGUUCGAGGCCGCCGCUUCCGCGCCCUCUCCCGCCCGCUCCGGAUACGAUUAUAGCCAGCCCGCCGCCAGCCAGCAGGGAUACAAGUACAAGACCGUCCGUCGCCGUGUGUUCAAGCACCGCGCUUAGACGAUAAUGAUGAUACGAUAAAAUGCGACAAUAAAAAACGCGAAUGUUAAAUUUAUAAAAACAUAGUUUUAUUUGAGCAUUAAAACACCAAUAAAGAUAAUAUGAUAAUUGGAUAA
Messenger RNA from Drosophila sechellia, 835 nucleotides. RefSeq names its product skin secretory protein xP2. Bases 108 to 719 code for a protein of 203 amino acids. The transcript has 2 exons. NCBI's taxonomy places the organism in Eukaryota, Metazoa, Arthropoda, Insecta, Diptera, Drosophilidae. The record is from RefSeq and is a predicted model, not a curated record.